Colossoma macropomum (tambaqui) is the source of this 3707-nucleotide messenger RNA. RefSeq names its product protein serine kinase H1 (gene pskh1). The transcript has 3 exons. NCBI's taxonomy places the organism in Eukaryota, Metazoa, Chordata, Actinopteri, Characiformes, Serrasalmidae. Gene Ontology annotation, biological process: protein phosphorylation. Gene Ontology annotation, molecular function: ATP binding; protein kinase activity. Bases 544 to 1812 code for a protein of 422 amino acids. The record is from RefSeq and is a predicted model, not a curated record.
GAAACAAGCGGAGGUCUUCCCAAAAAAAAAACCCUCCUCUACACAGGGAAAAAGGUGGUCCCAUUCCGAAAACACCGUUUCGAAGCGAGCGGUCAACUUUUCUAACCUUUCUCUUUACAUCCUUCUCACUCGAUAAAACUUGUGAAAUGUGAGUGUCGGCGUCUUAUAUCAGCAUGUCGGUUUUAUCAAACGGAGAAAGAGGAGAACGGGCGGCUCGUUUUGACUGGAUUAAAGUUUGAGAAAAGCUGCACCAAAAAAAUGGAGAGAACAGCUGAGAGUGGGGUGAGGAGGUUGGCGUUGGCAAGCUGGAGGAUCCUGCCCUGUUACUCCCUCCGUGUGUAACAAAAUCCUCUAUAAGACUGACAGUUGCGUACUACCUGAGGAGUUUUCUGGUGUUACUUUCUGACCCUCAGUGUUAAGCGUGGCCCUGGAGGCUUCUGCCUGUGCUUUUGACUGCUGCGGCCCAGUGCCGUGUGCUGAUUGGCUGCUCGCCUGGGCGAUGAGGAUGUGCUGCUGGCAUCAAGGAGGAAGGAUUCUGACGUGAUGGGGUGCAGGACGAGCAAAGUCCUCCCAGAACCACCGGCAGAUGUCCAGCUAGACCUAGUCAAAAAGGUAGAGCCUCACCAGACUGAUGUCUAUAAGAACUUCAACGUGGGGGACGUUGGCGCAGACAAAAUGGGCUCGCCUUCGCCUCAGGGCCAGGGCCAAGCUGCUGCAGUGGCUGCUGCCCCCCAGUCCCCAUCCAAUGGCCAAGCUGAGCCCGCUGACCCCCGGCGCAGCAAGGUGGCCAAAUACAGGGCCAAGUUUGACCCUCGGGUGACUGCCAAGUAUGAGAUUAAGGCCCUAAUUGGCCGCGGCAGCUUCAGCCGGGUGGUGCGAGUGGAGCAUAAGAACACGCGACAGCCAUACGCCAUCAAGAUGAUCGAGACACGGUACCGUGAGGGCCGCGAGGUAUGCGAAUCAGAACUGUGCGUGCUGCGCCGUGUGCGCCACACCAACAUCAUCCAGCUCAUGGAGGUGUUUGAGACAGCUGAGCGUGUCUAUAUGGUGAUGGAGCUGGCCACUGGCGGUGAGCUGUUUGACCGCAUCAUCGCCCGUGGCUCCUUCACAGAACGGGAUGCCACCCGUGUGCUGCAGAUGGUUCUGGAAGGUGUGAAGUACCUGCACACUCUGGGCAUCACACAUCGUGACCUGAAGCCAGAGAACCUACUCUACUACCACCCUGGUGCUGACUCCAAGAUCAUGAUCACUGACUUUGGCCUGGCCAGCACGCGCAAGAAGGGUGAUGAGUGCCUGAUGAAGACCACCUGCGGCACGCCUGAGUACAUCGCGCCGGAGAUCCUGGUGCGCAAGCCUUACACAAAUGCUGUGGACAUGUGGGCCCUGGGGGUCAUUUCCUACAUUCUGCUCAGUGGCACAAUGCCCUUUGAAGAUGACAACCGCAUGCGACUUUACAGGCAAAUACUCAAAGGGAAGUACAGCUUCUCUGGAGAGCCGUGGCCCAGUGUGUCCAACCUGGCAAAGGACUUCAUUGACCGUGUGCUGACUGUGGACCCCAGCGAGCGUCUGACAGCCGGCCAGGCACUCAAACACCCGUGGAUCGUCAGCAUGGCUGCCUCAUCCACCAUGAAGAACCUGCAGCGCUGCAUUUCUCAGAACCUCCUGAAGAGGGCAUCCUCGCGCUGCCACAGCACCAAGUCAACCCAGUCUACCCGCUCCACCCGCUCAACAAAGUCCAGCAGAGCACGGCGCGUCCGAGAGAAGGAGCUGAGGGAGCUCAACCGCCGCUAUCAGCAGCAAUACAAUGGCUGAGAGAGGAUAUGCACUCACAUACACACAGAGACUCAAGAGACCCACAUAGGAGCUAAAGGGACCCAAACGCAGAGGAGGUAGAGGGGUGUGGAGCCGCAGUGGGGGUGUGUGUGUGUGUGUGGGGGAAAAAUCCCCAAAGAAUUCGCACCCGACCACAGAGCCAAUAAAAAUCUCACUCAUCUUUCAGUCCAUCUCUAUUGCUCUUCUUCUCUUUUUGUUCCCCUUAUUUGUGUUUUCCCCCUUAUUUAUUUAUUGUUGAUGUUUUUUUCGUUAUGUUGUCGUCUUUGAAGUUACUGUUUCAUUAAGCAUUUUAUCUGAUUGUAUCUGUUGAACAGAGUUCUACAUAAUGAAGUUGCUGGAAGCACUACUAAAUACAUGUGGCUGUUCUUAGACCUUCCUUAUUUUUGCUGUGAAUUAUUUUGUGAGGGCGCCGUUACGGUCGGUGGCUUUUCUGGGAGGGGAAAGUUUAUGCUGUCAAUCGGAUAUUUACAACAACGUGUCCUGCUCUAAACUCUAAUUUGUUAUGCCAAAAACAUCACUUGAGAUAUGAAGGUCAAAGUAGUCUUUUCUGUGUCUAAAGAAACCACUUGGAUGAAGUUACAUGGAUUAGAGUCUGUUUGUGUAGGAUGUUGUUGAACUAAAAGAUGCCAAAUAUGUGGCAGUUAUCCAGUGACUCAGCUUCAGCCAGUCACAUUCCAACUGUUUUUAAGGUGGAUUCUGCAGUCGUGUCUGUCGUUGGUCAUGAAAAGAAGCAGGAAUAUCUGAGAUUGAGUUGAGAAUGUUUUACUAGGGAUGCACAGAAUAUAAAUUGUUAUAGCUGAUUGUGAUUUCUUUACAUCAAAUUGGUCAAUUACCUUUUAGCCUUUUUUUAAUUUAAAGCUCAUACUGUAUGGAUUAAAUGAACACAUCCAUCCACCAUCCAAUAGUACAUUUUUAGCACUUCCUAUUAGCCAAAGUCACAACAUAAAUAACAUUAAUUGUUCUUUAAUGGACCACAGUGGCAUUUAAAAUUUGCUUAUGUUAAAUGUUGCCUGUUCAAAUAAAAUAAAUCAAGCACAAUGAGUUAUUUAUAAUUACGCUUCAAUAUUUUGUCAUGAGUGUAGCAGCAGCAUUAAAAUGCAUCAAGUGUUUAGAGCAAAAAUCUGCUGAUUCCAAUUGUGCAUCCCUAGUUUUAGCAUUGGUUACAAAUGUGCCAAAUCUGAUUAUGCUGUGUACAAGUUUGUAUACACAAGUUUGUUUCAACUACAGACCCUAUAGAGAGUAAUUCAUGACUUGUGCUCCUGGAUAAAUAUCAAUAUAUGAAUACAGUUGAAUGCAGUUGAAUGCAAAAGUUUGUGCGUCCUGGUCAAAUGGAUUUUUUCUAUAGAGAACACACUUCUGCACAUUUUAAUGCACAAUUUUUGUUUAUUUGCUGAAUUUAACAUAGUGUAAAAUAGUAAAGCAUAAAAUGGGGCCUGUGCAAAAGUUAUGGCAUGUUUAAUAUUUUGUUGUAUUUUUUCACAAUAUGUUAAAGUUAGCAUAAAAUUGUUGUCCAUUGAAAUUUGCAGCAAAAUGCCAUCUUUAAGUUUGUUCCCUGAUGCUGAUGUUAACUUAAUUUCAGAAUCAACAGAAUGUAACUAAACAUAAUUUGAUCAGGGGUGUGCAAUGUUUUGCAUACAACUGCAUAUAACUGCCAGUGUUCACAUUGCUAAGAAUUCUUUUCAAGUGUGAGCCAUCAAAUCAGUCUACUCUGGAUCAUUUCACCUAACUGCUGCGAGUGCUUUAGAAGUGUAUUCAUUGUUCUGUGUCCUUACAGUAAAUGUCUGCACUUGAUCAGAAGUUUAUUUGGGUAACACUUCACUGUAGGAUUCUGUUCAUAAGGCUACGUAUGACACCUACAUAAGCUUGUCAAGACA